Messenger RNA from Aspergillus tanneri, 915 nucleotides. RefSeq names its product endonuclease/exonuclease/phosphatase family protein. Gene Ontology annotation, molecular function: 3'-5'-RNA exonuclease activity. The record is from RefSeq and is a predicted model, not a curated record. The transcript has a single exon. Bases 1 to 915 code for a protein of 304 amino acids. NCBI's taxonomy places the organism in Eukaryota, Fungi, Ascomycota, Eurotiomycetes, Eurotiales, Aspergillaceae.
AUGAGAGUCUCUACAGGACUGCCACUCCGCAUCUUGACACAUAACAUUCGAUAUGCAACCAACUCUCCGUUCAAAGGUGAGCGACCCUGGGCGGAACGGAAGCAACCUCUCUUGAAUGAGCUGCUGUUCAACACACGCCACCAAGAUGCCUUCAUUUGCCUACAGGAAGUUCUUCACAAUCAGAUCCUCGACAUCCACUCCGGACUCAAUGCAAAGCAGUCUACGACGCCCACAACCGCAGCAGACCCCACCUGGGCAUACAUAGGGGUGGGACGAGAUGACGGGAAGCAAGCGGGGGAGUACUCUCCCAUUUUCUAUCAACCAUCGGUCUGGCAGCUGCAGCAUUGGAAAACUGUUUGGCUCUCUAAGACGCCCGAUCGACCAUCAAAAGACUGGGACGCAGCGUCCAUUCGCAUCGUCACGAUCGGGAUGUUCAGGCACUAUGUAAGUCGGCAGACGAUCCUGGCUUUGAACACCCAUCUGGAUGAUCAGGGUUCUCGCUCGCGGUAUGAAGCAGCCCACAUCAUCCUCCGGAAAAUCCAGGAGUACCGGACGGGGAUGUAUGGGAAAUCUAUCUCUGGCAUCUUCCUUUGCGGUGACUUCAACAGCGAAGAACACCAAGAGGCGUACAAAGUGUUGACGGCGCCCGAGUCUGGACUGGCAGACGCGGGGAAGCUGAUCGAUCCCGCCGAGCACUAUGGGAACCAGAUAACCUGGACAGGGUUCGGCUACGAGAAAGAGGGACCAUCACGUAUCGAUUACAUCCUGCUGGAUCUGGAGUCGGACAAGGUUCUGAGCAACGGUGGACAGCCAUGGAAGGUGGAGGGCUAUGCAACAUUGGCCAAUCGAUUUGACGAUGGCGUGUUUAACUCGGACCAUCGGGCGGUUAUCAGUGACGUGAGGUUGUACAGCUAA